Messenger RNA from Mus musculus (house mouse), 5901 nucleotides. It is a transcript of the gene Ebf3, whose product is annotated as early B cell factor 3. Gene Ontology annotation, cellular component: nucleus. The coding region runs from base 1968 to 3236 and encodes 422 amino acids. Gene Ontology annotation, biological process: regulation of DNA-templated transcription. The record is from RefSeq and is a predicted model, not a curated record. NCBI's taxonomy places the organism in Eukaryota, Metazoa, Chordata, Mammalia, Rodentia, Muridae. Gene Ontology annotation, molecular function: DNA binding; DNA-binding transcription activator activity, RNA polymerase II-specific; DNA-binding transcription factor activity. The transcript is spliced from 12 exons.
AGCCGAGAAUACAUGAGCAAUGUUUUGAGUUCUGCUUCAUAGACAAGAGAUCUGUUUGUUGUUUUUUCCCCUUUGAGACCUUGGUUUCCCAUCCUGCAGGAGCCAAUCAGAAGGCAGCUGCUGGAGCCUGGGCUGAGGAGGGGGCUCUGCAUAUGGUUUGCAUUAAGGCACUGAGAAGCUGUGAAGAGCCUGGUAGUAAGGACCAGUGUAAAUUCCGUGCUGUUGAUGGCAAGGACACAGAGUUUCAGAGAUUUCCUCAGGGUUGCAAGCAGACUCAUUCUCCCACCAAGGCCUGUGUUUCCCUCCAUGUUGAAGCCAAGGAGUAGAGAGCACACAGUACUGGGCACGUGGAACCCAGAGGAGCUAAGCUGCUUGGUGUCUGUCCCUUAUGGCCUGGUCCUGCGUUGGGGGGGCUUUCUGAGCAGCAGGCAGCCCUCCCCCACACCUAGUCAGAGCCCUUUUUAUUUAUUCAUCCAUUCAUGUGGGAAGGCACACAUCCUGUGAGUUCUGAGCUUACAGCCAUACUAGACCAAAGGGUACUCUGGGAAAAACCACGGCCUGCUUCUUGAGUGAGGCUGUCUGGAGGUCCGGCUAUUUUUGUUUGUUUUCAGUUCCCUUUAGACCAUGAGUGCCAUCUCUGGGGGUGGGGUGCGGGACUUCUAGGCUUUGGUUCCGUGGUCCUCCGUUUGUUGUAGGAGCUAUGUAUGGUCACCCUUUUCUCUGACACCAUCAAGGGGCCCUACUUACUCUCUUUGCUGUGGUGGACUUUGGCACGGAUGGUUUGUUCGUGAAGCUUGCUAACCAUCCCUCCUGACCCUUGCUGUGAGCUCUGCCCCUGGACUCUCCAUUUCCAUCAGGGAGCUUGGAGUGGCUGUGGAGGCCAGCACCUUCUUCUGAUGACCUUGCUGACUUGACCCCCCAUUUUUGGGGGGUCCUAGGUCUCACGGCGGGGGUUUGAAAUGGAUGCUGGUGGGAGAAGAAAUGGACUGGAAGACAGUAUUGGGAGGGCAGUGGAGGCAGAGCUGGGGAGGGCGAGGUAAGGAAAAGGAGGGAACAUUUAGGAGACCUGCUGGGAAAGUCAAGUAGAGAAUUAGGAAGGUGCGCUGCAAUACAUAGGGUUUUUUUUGUGGCUUCCUUCUUGCUAGCUCUCCAGGGCUGUAUGCUGGUUGGAACACUGGGAAUAUCCCUGUGGCUUCAUCUAGUGCUCUGGAGUCAUGGUGUCUUGGUUGUCCCCAACCUUCUUUACCCUGUAGUUGGAGGGCCCUUAUGAGCAGGCUCUGCAGGCACUGCCAUGGGGGGUAUUAGCAAGGCAAGAUUCUGCUGCACAGGCUCGAUCCGGCUUUUCUGUGCCCUGCAGAGUGACCUAGAAUGCAGUUGUGGGAGCCUGAGGAGUGGGCAGUGGAUGAUGAUGCCCGGGAUGAUGCGUUAGUGGCUGGCUCUGGGCCCUGAGUCUGCAGCCGAGCUUGCUCUGCGUGGGUGAAUCCAUUCUGUUAGCAGCCUUGGCUGCAGCCCGGCUGGGCCCUAGGCCCCGGGAGUGGAUGUGCUGAGCUGCAGCAGUAAGUAUACACUGGGAAGCCUUCCCCUUGGACCACGUGAACACAGAGAGGGCAGCUUGCAGACAGGACUGCUGCCAAGCAGAAAGGCUAGGGGCCUGGGAAGGAUUUUUUGGGGGAAUGUUGGUUUUCAGAGGAAUAAACUGAAGUCCUGUGCCUUGGAUAACUUUGUAACUUUAAUUUCUAGUGUAGUCACGUAACUGUGGCUUGGGGAAGGCACAGGCAAAGGUCUGUUAGGGGCGGCUGAGAGUCCACAGGAAGCAGAGAUGAAGUGAGCAAUCUCACAGGUUGAUGAGGAAAACACAGGGCCUGGCGUUGGUGCUUGAAGACAUUUUCAUUGAGAUUUGAUUCUUUCUAAAGUUCUUCCUCAAGUGCAAUCAGAACUGCCUGAAGAAUGCGGGCAACCCUCGGGACAUGCGGAGGUUCCAGGUCGUUGUAUCGACAACAGUCAACGUGGACGGCCACGUGCUGGCCGUGUCUGACAACAUGUUUGUGCACAACAAUUCCAAACACGGGAGGCGGGCCCGCCGCCUAGACCCGUCAGAAGGUACGGCCCCUUCUUAUCUGGAAAAUGCCACUCCGUGUAUCAAGGCUAUCAGCCCCAGUGAAGGCUGGACCACGGGGGGUGCCACUGUGAUCAUAAUCGGGGACAACUUCUUUGACGGUCUACAAGUUGUGUUCGGAACUAUGUUGGUGUGGAGUGAGCUGAUAACCCCCCACGCCAUCCGAGUGCAGACGCCGCCUCGACACAUCCCUGGAGUUGUUGAAGUGACCCUCUCCUACAAGUCUAAGCAGUUCUGCAAAGGCGCUCCUGGACGCUUUGUCUACACUGCCCUUAAUGAGCCAACCAUAGAUUACGGCUUCCAGAGGUUGCAGAAAGUGAUACCCAGACAUCCAGGUGACCCCGAAAGGUUACCCAAGGAAGUGUUACUGAAGAGGGCAGCAGACCUUGUGGAAGCCUUGUAUGGGAUGCCUCACAAUAACCAGGAGAUCAUCCUGAAGAGAGCGGCCGACAUUGCUGAGGCGUUGUACAGCGUUCCCCGCAAUCACAACCAGAUCCCCACCCUGGGCAACACCCCAGCACACACUGGCAUGAUGGGUGUGAACUCCUUCAGCAGCCAGCUAGCCGUUAAUGUGUCAGAGACCUCACAAGCCAAUGACCAAGUCGGCUACAGUCGCAAUACAAGCAGCGUGUCCCCGCGAGGCUACGUCCCCAGCAGUACUCCCCAGCAGUCCAAUUACAACACAGUCAGCACUAGCAUGAAUGGAUAUGGAAGUGGCGCCAUGGCCAAUCUAGGGGUCCCUGGCUCGCCUGGAUUUCUUAAUGGCUCCUCCGCUAACUCUCCCUACGGCAUAGUGCCGUCCAGCCCCACCAUGGCAGCCUCUUCGGUCACCCUCCCUUCAAACUGUAGCAGCACACACGGCAUUUUCUCAUUCUCACCUGCCAAUGUCAUCUCCGCAGUGAAACAGAAGAGCGCUUUUGCGCCCGUGGUCCGGCCCCAAGCCUCGCCUCCUCCUUCCUGCACCAGCGCCAACGGGAACGGACUGCAAGGCUCUCUGCUGGGUGCCGAGGACGCAACCGUGGAGAAGACAAACUGGCCCUUUUGUGAAGUCGGUGGUAUAUUCCACUUUGAUGAACUAAUGCUCAAAAAAGGAACUGGAAAGCUAUGUCUGGGCUGGUAGUCCCGCCCAUGUGAGGGGCUCUGUUUGCCUUCGCAGCACCCAGCAUCCAAGGACGGACUUCAGGGGACACGUGUAGUGUGUUAAGAUGUGCUGAUGGAAACACUAUCUUCAAAACUAAAAAUCAGCCACAGUUGAAUGCUACAAAAGACAUUUAAAGAUUUUAUUUAAACUGUUAAGAAUCAAGCCGCGAACAAGCCCACUCCUUCAUGAACAAUUCCACUUUAUUGACUGAACUCUUCUCAUACCUUCACAUUUCUCAGUCCUGAAGAUUAAGGAAACAAAGCACCGCCUAUUUUGUAUAAAGUUUCUGAUUCCGUCUUGGCUGUCUAGUGCGUGCUAUCUGUGUGGGGAGAAGCUUCGUGAAUAUGCACCGUUUUGAUGCCCAUGCAACAGUGAGGAAGAAAAACCCUCGAGACAUUUUUUCUGUACUCAUAUUUAGAUUCACAAUGGUUGUGUAUCUCUAUAAUGUGAAAUAUUUUUUUGUGGUGAAUAAAAGGGGGCCAAGGAGGUAUGAGCCAUUAACUGGAACAGACGAGGAUAUGACUAGGUGAAUUUGGGGUGGCAGGGAGGGAGGGAGGGUUUAUCAUUGCUUAACUUCAUCUUAAUGAAAUGAAACUUUGUAACUUAUUGUAGUUAGAAAUUGUAACUUUGAUAUCGAAUCUCUUGCCUUCAACAAGCACACUGACAGAGAAAAAAAAAUAUGCUACUGUCUGUUGGUUCCAAUAUUCUCCCACCUAGAGCUUCCUGUUAAAGCAAGUGCGAUCAGCAACAUUUUUCAACUUUCGCGCACUGUAAACCUAUUGCAUUCUUAGGCUACUGUGAGGUCUAUGUUUCUUGUACCUGAAAUUGUCCUUUGGACUCCUAGACCCUUCUUCCCCGAUGUGUUUUGUAUGUGGUUAUAAAAUUGUAGACUUUUGUGAUUUUGCCAAAGUUGUAGCUAAAUAUUUAUACACUUGUCUUGAAUUUUUUUCAGAUCCACUUAAAAUAUUUAGAAAAACGAGUUUUAUUCCUUAUGGGUCUUAUAGGGGAUAAAAUGCUCUUCUUCCAUGCGACACUUCCUUUCCCAUGAACACUUGCAGUUGCUAAGGGACUUUAUUUUGUAACAUAUUAAUUAUAAAUAUUGUAUUUAUCUUUGAAAUUUUGUACAUUGCUUUCCCUGCCUUCUUUUUUCACGUCUGUUUUGGUGUUUGAUCCCUGCCCAGUGUUGUCGCACAGGGGAAGGGCAGAUACCAAGACCUGUCUGUUGGAUCUGUUUUGUUGAGAUAAACUGAUGUCCUUACAUUUCAUUUGUACCUAAACCAUUUGCUAUCGUUUAGACUUUCCACCCCCCACCCCUUUUUUUUAUGUUGAGGAAAAGUCAAAUUCAUUGUUUAUUUUUAUAUUAUUUUUAAGUUAUCUGAACAAAUACUUUUGAAAAGAAAAGUUUGUUGUAUAGUCAAAAGAAAACGGUGUCAGCGGCCGAGACAAAUUCUGGUAGGUUCUGUGCAUGUGAAGCGGCCGUGAAGGGGCCACAUCGUCCGGGCUGUGUCCUUAUUUAAUUUUUAAUUUUUAAUUUUUUCGUAGAAUGUAAAAAAAAAAAAGUCAUUUUAGCUGCCACCUAUGACUUUGCCACAUAGCUGAACUGUGUUUACUGGAAAAAUUCAGAGGCCUAAAGUUUAAAAUAAAAUUUACUUCCGACGUUUUAAUUACAAAUGUUUGCCACAUUAACUUCUCUGAUGCCUUAAAAGUGGACUUCUUUGAAGAACUUCUGUGCUAUUUUAUCACAGGCUCAUACCACAAUUGUUAAUAUCUGGAGAUGGAUGAUGAACACACACACACACACACACACACACACACACACACACACACCAAAAGCACAAACCUCCAGUCCGCCAGUCACUUCUUCCUGGGUCUGUCUGCUGCUCUCGGUCCUCUAAGCUCCCCUUGGAGUUGGAGAGGUAUCGGGGACACUGCUGGUUAGUACGUUUUGAUUUUAAACAGGACCUUUGUGUGGUCAGAUCCCACAGCACUGCCUGUCCUUUUUUUUUUAACUGGAAAGACCUCCUUCAGACACUCUGCCUCUUAGUGCCAAACCCACCGUCAGACCAAGAGUCAGGACUUCAGGACUCUGUCCUUCCUUCCCACUCAUCGCCCUUGCAGACAGCGUGUGCUUUGCGAACAGCAGCAGAAGUCACAUUUAGAACAAAAAGGAGGGGAUUAUAAAAAAACUAGACACACACCUUCACAAAGAGACAACAUAGAGCUUAGAAAGCGUUCAUUCAAGGGACUCAGUAAGAGAAACGGAAUGUCCCCAAGGGUCAGUGGGCCACACUCUGGCUUUGUGGCUGCUGACAGGGCUUAGCUACACGAACAGCCUGAGAAGUCACUUUGGAACUAAAUUGCCUCGAUUUAUUUUGUGUAAGUAAGGGUUUGACCUAAAAAGAGCUCACGUGCACAUUAGCAAGUGUCCUCAUGCCCGCACCCGGUUUGUGUUGUAGAUCAACUAGCCAACGCCCUCAUUGCUUCAUUGUGUCAAAAAACCGAGAGCUUCACUAAAUGGUAGAUUUUGCUGUCAGAGACCCUACAAUAAGAUUGUUUUAUCUGUACAUUUUUUCAGAUAUUUAACUGUAUAAAAUGUUCAUUUUACACAAUAUUUAAUUAAAGUAUUUCUUGUCUGUGAAUUUCA